Molecule: messenger RNA, 699 nt
Organism: Schizophyllum commune H4-8
Lineage: Eukaryota; Fungi; Basidiomycota; Agaricomycetes; Agaricales; Schizophyllaceae
Product: glyoxalase I
Exons: 6
Coding region: 72-554 (160 amino acids)
Molecular function (GO): metal ion binding; lactoylglutathione lyase activity
Source: RefSeq, a predicted model, not a curated record
ACUUGCUUCCGACCACCACUUGGCCCGUAAAUCCAGCCCCCAGGCUCCCCAAGUCCCGUACUCUCUCCAAGAUGCCGCGCACUACGGAGACCGCUAGCUUCGCGUUCAACCACACGAUGAUCCGAGUGAGGGAUCCCGAGGCCUCAAUCAAGUUCUAUACGGAGGUCCUCGGCAUGGACUUGAUCUCUAAGCAGCCCCGCGAUGACUUCACACUGUACUUCCUCGCCUUCGACCAUGACGGUGGCAAGCUUACCGCCGAAGAGAAGGCUGCGACCCGUUUCUCGCGCGAGGGCGUCCUCGAACUCACUCACAACCACGGCACCGAGUCCGACCCCGACUUCAAGGGCUACGCGAACGGCAACUCUGAGCCCGGCCGCGGCUUCGGGCACCUCGCGAUCGCGGUCGACGACGUCGAGAAGGCGUGCGCGCGCUUCGAGCAGCUGGGCGUGAACUUCAAGAAGCGGCCCCAGGAUGGGAAGAUGCGGCAUAUUGCGUUUAUUUUGGAUCCGGAUGGCUACUGGAUCGAGAUCGUGCCGAAGCAGUUGCAGCUGUAGGCGAGGAGAGAACAAACAUUCAAGUGUAGCAGUAGCACAGGGUUGUUGACGACGUAACGAAGAUGUAUCAAAGGUUUACUCGCCCUUUUUUCCAACACAGUUAAGUCAGCUUCAAUGAUUGACGCACUCGACGACCGAUCUUGCG